Molecule: messenger RNA, 5981 nt
Organism: Solanum dulcamara
Lineage: Eukaryota; Viridiplantae; Streptophyta; Magnoliopsida; Solanales; Solanaceae
Exons: 6
Coding region: 305-5092 (1595 amino acids)
Source: RefSeq, a predicted model, not a curated record
AGUCAAAUUUAAGGUGCUAUCCAUAAGUCAAAUUACUCUGUUGUACCUUUUUUGAAUCCCACUUCUUUUUGACCUUUUUCCGGUUCCGGUUCCGGUUCCGGUUCCGGUUCGGUUUCCGUUUCCUUUUAGUAUACUCCACAAAAGAACUUACUUUUAUAUCAAGCUCGCUCUAGUUUUUCUGGUUCCAAACUCUCUGUUUAUCAAGCAAAAUUUGUCUGCUUCAUCAUUCUCUUGUUUGUAACAGUUAAAAAAUUCUGGGGUUUUGGUGGGUUCUUGUUUUUUGUAUGUAUGUUGGUGAAGAAAUAUGGGUGUACUGGAAAAGAUAUCGGAAGCAUUGUAUAACAACGAGGAGAUACCAGUGGAGUUGAGGCGAAAAAUACUCAAGUUAAUUUUAGAAUGGGGGAAGUUCGAGGAGGAAUGUUUCACUAAGGAGGUGCAUUUAGGGUCUGCUGUUGAAGAAUCGGUAGCGGAGAGGUUGAAGGAAGUGAAUGAUGCUAGGGAAUCAUUAGAGAGGAAAGAGGAGGAGUUGGAGUUGAAGUGGAAGAAUUUGAGUGCGGCGCGAAGAGGGUUUGCUGAGACUGUGAAGUUAAGGGAGGAGAAGUUGAAUGAUCAGGAGAAGAUGGUGGAAAGACUCUGGGAGGAGGUUGAAUUUGAGCGCAAACAAAUUGGGGAUGUGGAGGAAAAGUUAAUGGGGAUUCAUGUUAAAGAGAAGGAGUUGAACAAGAUUCAGACUUGGAUUCGCCAUGAAACACAUGCCCUUGAGUUGAAAGAUCAAGAAUUGGCUGAAAAAAUUGAAGAAUUUCAAAAUUUGCAGAGCAUGAAGAAGGAAUUUGAAGUUAAGUUAAUGGGGUUGGAAUCUGUAAAGAAAGUGCUUGUGAUAAAGGAGGUUAAGUUGGAUAAUGCAAAGAAUGAACUAAGGGUGACCGAGAAUAACUUGGAUAAUGUGAAGAAAGAACUGACGGAGAAUCAAGGUAACUUGGAAUAUGUGAAGAAGGAUGUUAUUUUCCAGGAAAGUAAGUUGGAUAAUGCAAAGAAAGAACUAAGGGUGGUCGAGAAUAAGUUGGAUUAUGUGAAAAUUGAACUAAAGGAGAAUGAAAGUAACUUGCAAUCUGUGAAGAAGGAUGUUAUUUUCCAGGAAAGUAAGUUGGAUAGUAUGACGAAAGAAUUAAGAGCAAAGGAAAGUAAAUUGGAGGUUUCGAAUAAAGAAAUUAGAGAAAAGGAAAAUAACUUGGAAUUUGUGAACAAGGCACUUGUUGUUAAGGAAAACAGGUUGGAUGGUAUGAAGAAAGUGUUGAGAGUGAAGGAAAGUAACCUACAGUAUUUGGAGAAGGAACUUAGAGAAAAGGAUAAAAAAAUGGAUUAUGUGAAGAAAGAACUAAAGGAGAAUGAAAAUAACUUGGAAUCUGUGAAGAAGAAUCUCACUGUUAAGGAAAGUAAGUUGGAGAGUGUGAAGAAAGAAAUUGGGGCAGAGGAAAGUAAAUUGGGGAUAUUGAAGAAAGAAGUUGUAGAAAAGGAAAAUAACCUGGAAGCUGUGAACAAGGCACUUGCUGUUAAGGAAAACAGGUUGGAUGGUGUGAAGAAAGUAUUAAUAGUGAAGGAAGGUAACUUAGAUUAUCUGGAGAAGGAACUUAGAGUAAAUGAAAAAAAAAUGGAUUACAUGACAAAGGAACUAAGGGAGAAAGAAACUAACUUGGAUUCUGUGAAGAAGGAACUUGAAGUUAUAGAAAAUAUGUUGGAUAGUAUGAAGAAAGAACUGACAUUGAAGGAAAGUAACUUAGAUGGAGUGGUGAGGGAACUUAGAGAAAAGGAAGAAAAAAUGGACUAUGUGAACAUGGAAAUAUGGGAGAAGGAAGCUAACUUGGAUUCUAUGAAAGAGGAAUUUGCUGUUAUGGAAAACAUGUCGGAUAGCAUGAAGAAACAACUGACAUUGAAGGAAAGUAACUUAGAUUUUGUGACGAAUGAACUUAAAGAAAAGGUAAAAAAGUUGAAUUUUGUCGAAACUGAGCUGAAGUUGAAGGAGAACGAAUUGGUGUUGGUGAAAAACAAAUUCAAAGCUGAAGUAGAUAACUUGAAUGCUCUUGGAAGCCAAGUUGACUCUAAUGAGGCGAUCUUGUCCUCAAUGAAGAAGGAAAUUGAGCACAAGGAGAAAUUUAUGGGUGCAAUGAAGAAGAAACUUGAACUCCAGGAGGAACACUUGAAGUCAUUCAGUGAGAGACUCCAUUUAAGGGAGAUAGAGCUUGAUUCUACUCAAGAAGCAUAUAAGCAGCGUGUUGAAGAGCUUAAUUUAAAGGAGAAGAAGCUGGAUUCAGCAGAGGAAUUUACGGAAAAAAGCUAUGAGGGGUUUCAAUCUGAAAAGAGACAAUUCCUGUUAGAGCAAGGACUUUUUGAGCAACGCAUGAAAGAUGUUAUACUUAGAGAGGAGACGAUUAAGGAUAGAUUAGAAGAGCUUGAAACAAGAGAGGAGCAUUUUGAGGAUCGGUGUAGAGAGUUCAGAGAGAAGGAGAAGCAGUUGAAUGCUAUUCCUAAUGCACACUUAAAGACAGAAGCUACUGAAGAUGUAGCAGCAGACAGGGUUGAUACUAUUGUAGGUAAUUCUGCUGUUACAAGAUUUGGUGUGAUAAUGGAUGGGAAGGGUUUACAGAUUUUCUUAAAUGAGCAUGAGAAGGAGCUGGAUUUGAUGUCUGAUGACGUUUUUGAGGCUCUUCAGAUGUCUGCUGACCCAGCAACAUUGGUGCUUGAUGCAAUGGAAGGUUUCUAUCCUCCCCAUUUGAGAAAGGGAGAAGCAGAGUUUGAGGGUAGUGUUGUCCGACGGAGCUGCAUUCUUCUGUUAGAGCAGUUAAUUAGGGUUUCACCAGAGAUUCUAGAUUCUGUGAGGGGAAUAGCAGGAUACAUUGCAAGGGAUUGGAAGGUUAAAAUGAAGGCUACAGAAGGCAACCAAGACGGGGUCUUGGGUUUCUUGUAUCUUUUGGCUGCAUACAAUUUGGUUUCUUCCUUUGAUGCUGAUGAGCUUAUGAUCCUGCUGGAGAUUGUUGCUAAGCAUGACAAAUUUGCAGAAUUGUGUUGUUCUCUUGGUAUGAAACAGAAUUUACCUUGUUUUGUCCAGAUUCUUCUUACCAAGCAGCAACAUCUUGAAGCUAUUAGAUAUGCUUAUGCUUUUGAACUAGUGGACCAUUUCCCACCCACAGCCAUUCUGAAAGAUUACUUGGAAUGUGUUGAAAGUAAUUAUGUGAAUGUCUUGGAGAAAGAGACCUGCCCCGUCGAAGAAAAGAUUGACGCCAUUGAACGAAGGGUUGCUUCUCUUAGAGCUGUUAUCAGAUGUAUUCUGGAUUACAAACUUCAGUCUCAAUAUCCGGUAGAACAACUUGAAGAGCAGAUAGAAUUGCUUACAAGGCAGAAGGAAGAUCAAGCUGCACUAUCCCUCCUUUUUGAGGCUAAAAGGCCAGAGCAAGCUAAUAUGAAUCAGAUGGGAUCUACUAAUCCAUUUAUUCCCACAGGCACCAAGGCCCUCAACUCUGUAUCAGUCUCUGCCAAAGCCUGCGCUUGCACUUUCGGUCAUUCCAAUACUAUGGCAAUUAUCCUUAUGAACAUGAGUGGAAAGAAUUUGCAGAAUUUUUUAAACAAGCAUUCGAAGGAGCACAAGUUGUUGCGCAGUGAAGUCUUUAGUGCUCUUCGAAUGUCACCGGACUCGGAUAUGCUUGUGUUGGAGGCACUGGAAGGGUUUUAUCCUCCCAACCAUCAGAAAGAAGAGAUUGGAUUCCAUCGUAAUAUUAUCAGGCAGAGUUGCAUCUUUUUAUUAGAACAAUUGAUGGAACUUUCACGGGGGAUUAUACCAGAGGCUAAAUUAAUAGCAAGCAAGCUUGCAUUUGCCUGGAAAGCAAAGAUGAUGACUGAAAUGGAAAACCAUUUGGCAAUCUUGGGUUUUCUGCUUCUUGUAGGUUGCUAUAGAUUGGCAUCUGCCUUUGAUAAAGAUGAACUUGAGAGUUUGUAUCACAAGGUAGCACAUCAUGUGAAUACAUCUAAAAUUUGUCACGUCCUUGGUAUUUCAGAUAAUACUUCAAGAAGUGAUGAUUUUCCUUCCAUAGAAAAAUCCAAGAAACAUCAGGCUCAAGGCUGUACAGAUGAAUCUAUUUGCAACAACAUGGAUACGAAUGGCGAAGGACAUGAUGUAAUCUGCAAUUGUGCUUCAAGUUUACAUUGUACAUCAGAUCCUGCUUUGCUUGUAUUGGAUGUUUUCCGGAACUGUCAUCCCACACAAAUAGUGAGGUGUGAAAACUUCUCAUCAGUUAUGAGGAGUUUCUCUGAUCUGUUGGACCAGCUGAGAGGAGUUUCUCCACAUAUUGAACUUCAUGUUAAAAUGGAAGCUUUUGUGUUUGCAUCUGACUGGUAUUCUACAUUGAUCUGGUCCCAACAAAAUCCUACCGAGGUCGUGGCAUUUUUGCAGCUUUUAGCUAUUUAUAAAAUAACAGAUUCUUUAAAUUCCGAUAGACUUUUAGGUCUCCUGGAGAAAGUUCAGCCAACUGAAAGGGUUGUUGCUUUGGUCAAAAUCCUUGGGCUGACAGAGGAGAUCCCAUGCUUCGUCCAAAAUCUUAGAAAUAAAAAGCAAUGGCUGUUGGCAUUUAAUUAUGUCUAUGCAUUUGAGCUUGUUAACUUGGUUUCACCAGUGUUGCUCCUGAAGGAUUAUGUAAGUCACUCAAAACAGAUUGCCAAGCAAAUACUUCAUGCUGGGAAUAGUUCUUAUCAAGCCCAAAUUAAGGCUAUAAACAGUGAAAAACAUGCACUAAGAAAUGCAGUUAGACAUAUUGUGGAUCGUGGUCUUCAAUCGGAAUAUUCACCUUUCUGUCUUCAACAACAGAUCGAAAGACUUCAAUAUCAGAUGUCAAUCUUGAGGCAAUCAAACUCAAAUUUGGACUUGACUGCUAAGUUUCAACAAGAUAAACCAAAUAACAGAACUUGCAGAUCUGCUCCAUUUGCUCAAACGCGAAGAGAGCUUAUGAAGAAACGUUCUGCCCCCGCUGGUGAAACUGAGUUUAUCUACAGGGCUCAACAAAAACAGUACUUUAAGCGCCAUUGUCAUUUAUCCAUGAAGAGAUGAGUUGUUUAAGUGUUUUAUAUUGACAAUCCUUCACAGUUAUGUUCUGUACAAGCAUUGUGGGUGUGCUUUGUGGAGGAAUAUCUUAAAGGGCUAAGAAGAAUUCAAUGAUGAUGCGUCUUUUAGGGAGAAAGACAGGAGCCUUAGUUUUGUGGGGCACAGGUGGUGUGGGGAUAAACAUUUUGGUUAACAAUUCAAUGAAUUGGUUUACAAUCAAAGCACAUUAAAGGACUACCAUGAUAUUGAAGGCCGGGGUGGGGAAUCAUGCAGUGUUUUCUAUUAACUCGUGUUAUGAGAAGCUCUUGAUUAGGGAGGAGGUAGCUUCUCUUUACAUCUCAGCUUGGAUCCCUAACAUACCUAGAAGAUGUGUUUUUUUUUUUUACCUGGUUAGCAGCAAGAGGGGUGGGUUUUGGUGGCUGAGAAUUUGAUCGAGAUUACUUACAUUGGUUUGUGGUGGCAUGUAUGAGGUCACGGGUGAAGACAUGGAUCAUGUUCUUCUACAUUGUAGGGUAGUCUUUCUUAUAGUGGAAAAUUCUGUAAUGGUUUGGUCUGUACCUCGGGGUGAUGGCAGGUAUUGUGAAAGAAAUGUCUUUCAACUGGGACUAUGGAAGAUGGAGGUGAAGACGCAAGGCGCAGAGAGGUGCUCCACUAGCACUCAUGUAAGGUUGUUUUGAGGGAGAAAACAUGAAAGUUUUUGAAGGGAUUCUGCAUUGUUGAUAUUUCUUUUUGGUGCAUCCAUGAGGUUCCUGGUUGUACAGAUGAUUGGGUGUGACUUGUGUAAAAUCAUUUAUUUUUUUUGGUUUUCCACGUUUUUUAGUAUAUAUGUCCUGUAUAUCUUACUGCACCUGUCCAUUCAAUAAAAGAAAAGAAUCUUGUCUUGUGUGGAAAGAAA